AUGAAGACUGUCUUCAGAGAGCACCUAUAUCGAGUCCAUCAGCAGAAACCCAACUGCCCACGUUGUCGAAGCACCUUUCCCACCCAGGACGAGGUUAAUAUCCACAUCAAGUCAAAGAGCCCCUGCGAGUUGUCGCCAGACAUAAUCAUCAGGGGUUUCGAUGUUGCGCAAAGGGAGAAGCUGCGAUGCAAAAAGCGAAGCUGGGGAAAAUCGGGGCAGGAGAAAUGGGAAGACAUCUUCCGGAUUCUCUUCCCGGACUGCAAAGAGAUACCAGACCCAUACUACAACCACAACUUCGACGGCGUGGCUCCAGAUCCAACCACGGCAGGCAAGAAACGCCCGCUUGACAUUGAGAGCGUGUUCACAGACGGGCUUGCGCAAGAGCUGGAGGAAGAGGUAUGUAGACAGCUUGAAGGGGUAAUAGGAUCGCAGCUGGACGCACGGAAACGGAAAAAGGUGAUGCAAGUGGUCGAAACUUUGGUUAUCAAGGUACUCCAACAGCCUCUGGUAGCGAAAGAUACGAAAUCCGGCGAGGUACUGGUCGAAACGCCCGAGGAUGAGCGAAGCUACAACGAGCAGCAGACUACCGAAUCUAACGCGAGGUCAACUUCAAGCGAUUCUUCGCCGCCGACUCAAGCAUUGCGUCCGGCGGCUGCCCCUGAGGUAGGAGUCGACUCUCACGACCUCCAAUCACGAGCUAUCUCAGGUGAGGCGUUCAUCAGCACCCCUGAAGAUGAGGGCAACGCCUGGCUUCCCGCAGAGUUUUAUGACUUCGAUUUUGACGAUGAGUCGAGUUUGCAAAGAUGGCCUGGUUGGAACAGUGCUUUUGUUGAGGGGAAUGGUUACGAGUGGGCUGCUGUGGGUGCCACUGCGUUUCGAGUGCCAUACUGGAACCAGACUUUGGACUACACACCGGCUCAGGGAGAUGGAAACUUGUCAUAA
Messenger RNA from Colletotrichum chrysophilum, 942 nucleotides. RefSeq lists its product as uncharacterized. Bases 1 to 942 code for a protein of 313 amino acids. Lineage: Eukaryota; Fungi; Ascomycota; Sordariomycetes; Glomerellales; Glomerellaceae. The record is from RefSeq and is a predicted model, not a curated record. The transcript has 2 exons.